AAAAUAUGGAGAUAAAUGGCAAUAAAAGAUCAUAUUAGCAUAAUGAGAAAACUGAUUUUUUUAAAAAUGGUAAGGAAAAUUGUCAUUCAUCUAUUAAAAUUCUAAAACUAAAAACGACGGCGUAGAAUGAAAAGCUACUGAGCUACAUAAUCACUUGUGGUGGGUUCUAGAAACUGAAAAUAGGAAGGCCCAAUUAUGAGAAAUCCGUGAUGGCGAAGAUAGAGAUACUACAGUAAUAAUAAGAGCUUUGCGGAUCACGUGUCGGGUCAACCCGGUUAGAUAUAUGGAGCAUCCAUCCUCGGCCGGCAAGUUACAUCGUUGGUAGAUCGAUCAAUCUCAUCUCCGAAACAAUAACCGCCAAUUUCCUUCCUCUCUAAAUCUCUCCGAUGAUGCUCGGUGGAAAGUCCUCCGCCGGAGGCCGUACAAGCCUUAGAGUCGCCGUCGCUGGCGACAAAGGAACCGGUAAAUCCAGCCUGAUCUCUGCCGUCGCCUCCGAGACUUUCCCGGAUAAUGUCCCUCGCGUCCUUCCUCCGAUUACUCUCCCUGCCGACGCUUUCCCUGACUAUAUACCUAUCACCAUCGUCGAUACUCCCUCAAGUAUUGACAAUCGGAUUAAGCUCAUUGAAGAAUUCAGGAAGGCUGAUGUGGUCCUUCUCACUUAUGCUUGUGAUCAGCCUUCAACUCUUGAUCGCUUGAGUUCUUAUUGGCUCCCUGAGCUCCGGCGUUUAGAGAUCAAAGCACCUGUGAUUGUGGUGGGCUGCAAGCUUGAUUUACGUGAUGAACGAUCUCCCGCCAGACUAGAGGAUAUUAUGUCACCAAUCAUGAAGGAGUACCGAGAGAUAGAAACCUGCAUUGAGUGUUCUGCAUUGACCCUUAUACAGGUCCCUGAUGUUUUCUAUUUUGCAUCAAAAGCGGUCCUUCAUCCAACAUUUCCCUUGUUUGAUCAAGAAAAACAAUGUUUGAAACCCCGCCUCCGCAGGGCAGUUCAAAGAAUAUUCAACCUUUGUGAUCAUGAUUUGGAUGGUGCCCUUAAUGACGCAGAGUUGAAUGAUUUCCAGGUAAAUUGUUUUGGUGCCCCACUUGACCCUGUUGAACUUAUGGGAGUUAAGAAAGUGGUACAAGAAAGGCAACCAGAUGGAGUAACUGACCUUGGUCUUACACUUCCGGGUUUCCUUUUUCUUUUCUCUCUAUUCAUCGAGAGAGGUCGCCCUGAGACAGCAUGGGCUAUCCUACGGAAAUGUGGUUACAAUGAUUCUUUAGAACUCCAUGCUGAGUUACUACCCGUUCCAGCUAAGCAGUCUCCUGAUCAGAGCAUCGAGCUAACAAACGAAGCUAUGGACUUUCUGAGUGGAAUCUUCCAGUUAUAUGACCUUGAUAAUGAUGGAGCGUUACAGCCAGCUGAGCUAGAUGAUUUAUUUCAAACAGCUCCAGAUAGUCCUUGGCUUGAGGAUCCUUAUAAAGAAGCUGCAGAGAAAACGCCAGGCGGAAGUUUGACAAUCAAUGGGUUUCUGUCUGAGUGGGCUCUAAUGACACUUCUAGAUCCUCGAAAAAGUUUGGCAAACCUGACAUAUAUCGGUUAUGGUCACGACCCAGCUUCAACAUUUUCUGUUACUAGGAAAAGAUCAGUGGAUCGUAAGAAACAGCGAACAGAAAGGAAUGUGUUUCAGUGCUUUGUAUUUGGCCCUAAAAAAUCUGGAAAGUCUGCACUCCUCGAUUCUUUCUUAGGAAGGAAAUUUUCAAACAGCUAUAAGGCAACAAUGGGUGAACGAUAUGCAGCAAAUGUCAUUGAUCAGCCUGGGGGUUCUAAGAAAACCCUCAUAUUGCGGGAAAUACCAGAGGACAGAGUUAAAAAGUUUCUGACAAACAAGGAAUCGUUGGCAGCAUGUGAUGUUGCUGUGGUUGUCUAUGACAGUUCGGACGUAUACUCAUGGAGAAAGGCGAGGGAAAUACUGAUGGAGGUAGCAAGGAGGGGAGAAGAGAGAGGUUACGGGACCCCUUGUCUUCUGGUUGCGGCCAAAGAUGAUUUGGAUCCAUAUCCAAUGUCAGUGCAGGAGUCUGAUAGGGUUUGCAUGGAAUUGGGGAUAGACAUCCCUGUGUCAUUAAGCAUGAAACUUGGGGAGCCAAAUAGUCUCUUCUCAAGAAUCGUGAGUACAGCAGAGAACCCUCACAUGAGCAUUCCAGAGACAGAGUCAGGAAGAAGAAGCAGGAAUAUCCGCCAACUCGUGAAUAGCUCACUUCUAUUUGUCUCAGUGGGUACAGCUGUUGGGUUUGCCGGAUUAGCAGCUUACCGUGCUUAUUCCGCAAGGAAGAAUGCUUGAAGCUUUUUGCCCCCAAAAAAAACUUAGUAAUAAAACACUUGAUGUUUUUCUUUAGCGAUUCAUCUGCUUUGUAUAGAAUAAAGGUAACCCUCGUUGAUGGCUUCAAAUCUCCGCUCCGUCACACCUGAAUUUUGGAGUUUUUAGAUACAAUUAUUAUGUGUGUGGGUUGGAUUUUUUUCUCAUCUUCGAGGAAUCUUUCUUAUUCUUUGUUUCUUUUUUUCAUUGAUGAUAUACCAUUUUAUCAAGAAAAAAAAAAUCAUAUUUCUUUCCUUUUUUUGGGAUCA
Molecule: messenger RNA, 2602 nt
Organism: Arabidopsis thaliana (thale cress)
Lineage: Eukaryota; Viridiplantae; Streptophyta; Magnoliopsida; Brassicales; Brassicaceae
Gene: MIRO2
Product: MIRO-related GTP-ase 2
Exons: 14
Coding region: 387-2318 (643 amino acids)
Biological process (GO): mitochondrion organization
Cellular component (GO): mitochondrion; mitochondrial outer membrane
Molecular function (GO): GTPase activity; calcium ion binding; GTP binding
Source: RefSeq, marked reviewed